AUGACUGGAAUAUUCAAACUUUUCUGCCAGCAAAUUUUAACAUACUACUUUAUUUUUAUAUUUGCGCAUUUCGUAACUGAAUUAACGGUAUAUUAUUUGCUUCUGACCCCUUCACUAGAUAAACAAUGCAACACAGAUAAUUCUAACAAAACUGGUGAGUUGCUUCAGCAGUCAUCUGGAGAAAUAUUGUCGAACUCUAAGAUUAAUCCAUCACAGACUUAUUCAGAAGUUUCUUAUAAUUUAUCUGUGCAAGACGGUCCGGCACAUGGCGACACAGAUUAUAGGAAAGAGCAGAAUGAGCUCAACAACUAUACCGUCCUGCAAGUAGCUCGGGAGGAUCAAGGCUUUUCAGACAAGAUCUCUUCGGCCCAAUUGAAUUGUUCACCUACGAGGCGUAAAAAACUUUCUAUAAACCUGGAGCCCCUGGGGGUCUCUGAAUAUUUAAGCCGAACCUCGUCCCGAGGUCUCCGCGAGUCUCGCACACCGACUCCGACUGCCAUAAAAUGCUCAGCGCAUCGUGAUAAUUUUGAAAGGGAUAAAUUUUCUGGAACACCUCCUAUUAGGGGGGUAAGUGUGAAUGAUUAUCAAGUCGAGAAAACCGAAUUUGAACACUCACAGAGUCUUGACUCUAACUUUUUAAAUUCUCCAAUAUCUCCGGUUCCUGUGCAAAAUUCAUCUCACGAAUCUCUGAGUGAAUCUAUCGUGUCGACUACUUCUAAUAUUCAGACUCCGAAGAGAAUCGCAAUUUCAGGGAAACAGCUGCUUGCCGAAGAGUCUGACCAUUCACCCAAUCCUGUUGAUUUGAGCAUUGAUCUUGAGACAGAUAUAAAAAGCUUUUUUGAUGGUCUCUCCAGAAGUCAAUACUCAAAAGGGCAAGUGACUAUUCUUAUUCUACAUAUGUAG
This is a messenger RNA of Protopolystoma xenopodis, 903 nucleotides long. The record is from the annotation of a GenBank genome assembly. NCBI's taxonomy places the organism in Eukaryota, Metazoa, Platyhelminthes, Monogenea, Polystomatidea, Polystomatidae.